AUGUCUCCAAGGCCGCCUGAUGUAAAUCUCCCUUUUGGCGGGUAUCAUGAAGACGUGACGCCGCAUUCCUUCAUAAAGAGCAUGGAUACUGGAUCCAGCCCAACUCAAAAGCAGGGCACAAGAGUUUUCAAGAAGAGCAGUCCGAAUGGGAAGAUAACAACUUACUUAUGCAAACGGGAUUUCAUUGAUAGUCUUACACACUGCGAUCCAAUAGAGGGGGUUGUACUUAUCGAUCCAGAGUAUGUGAGAGACCGAAAGGUUUUCACUCAUGUUUUGGCUGCCUUCCGAUACGGUCGCGAAGACCUAGACGUUCUUGGACUAACAUUUCGAAAGGAUCUUUAUUUGGCUUCAACACAAGUUUAUCCUUGUGUUCACGGCAGUGCAGGCGAGAAUGACAGCGAACAAACACUCGUAAAUCCUCCAGUUGUCGUUGCUACAACCACCAUGCGCGAGACUAAGGCUACACCUGGGCGUUCUUUUGGCAGUGGUUCGCGUACCGAUGACGGAGUUGAUGCGGGACCACAGCGGCUCACUCGUCUGCAAGAGCGCCUGAUGAAAAAACUGGGCAAUAAUGCAUUUCCUUUUUAUUUCAAACUCCCACCAGAUGCGCCCGCUUCUGUAAUGCUACAGCCUGGCCCCAACGAAAAUGGGAAGCCUUGUGGGGUUGACUAUGAACUUCGAACCUAUGUGGCGGAUGGCACGGAUGAUAAACUACAAAAGCGGAUGUCCGCAUUUGGUAACUUGGAGGUCGCUGCAGCUGAAUGUACCUGGAUAAUCCAUCGAGUGGAAGCAUUGCUACUUGAUUGGGUACCCGUUUAUAGUCGCCUCUGCGCUGUUCGUUUGGCAACAAAUUCGGUGCGACUAGCUAUACGAAAGCUAACAUAUGCACCCGAAGAAGCCGCUCCCCAACCAUCAGCCGUGGUUGUCAAGGAUUUCCUCAUGAGCCCUGGUUCGUUGCGGCUUGAAGUUUCCCUGGAUAAAGAGAAAUACUAUCAUGGUGAAUCGAUUGCCGUGAAUGUGCUGGUGGAUAACAACUCGAACAAAACAGUGAAGAAGGUCAAGCUCUCUGUCAUCCAGGUUACCGACAUCACCCUGUUCAGCCGGGCGUUGCAUCAAUGCACUGUGGAUGAGACAGAGGCCGAAGAAUCUUUUCCAAUUCUCCCCAGUCAGACGGGAUGGUGUAAAGUGUACCGGUUACGACCACUCUUGUCCAACAACCGCCACAAACGUGGCUUGGCACUAGACGGAAAGUUAAAACACGAGGACACCAAUCUGGCUUCGUCUACCAUCAUCUGCAACCCUCAGCAGAAGGAAAAUCUCGGUAUGAUUGUACAGUACCGCGUCAAAGUCAGAUUGGCCCUUGGAUUCGGUGCUAGUGACGUAUCUCUAGAAUUGCCUUUCACACUGACUCACCCGAAACCGGUUGUGGACCUCGAGGACAAUGUUUUGAAAAUUGAUGAAUUGGAAGUCAAUCCGACUGCCAGUCCAGAUUCUUUUUCUCCGAGUUCAUCGCCCGUCACCGAGCCUGUUGCAAAUUUCCCUUUCAUCCCGGACUUGUCUGAAAAUGAAGCCGCCAACGGAUCAUCCUUGGCCGAUCUAAUUACGCUUGGAGGGGACGUGGUAGGUGCACAUCGACCUUCUACUCCACCAGUCAGAUUGCAGCCAGUUUCUCGUCACUCAGAGAGAAAACCAGAAGAUGAUGAUGACUUGAUUUUUGAGGAUUUCGCCAGGCUGCGUCUGAAAGCCUCCGAUUUCUCAGCUGCUGAGCACGACACUGGGAGGAACUCCCUAGCCAUGGCCUCCGGUGAUAUUGUCUCUUGAACGGUUUACUAUCGUAUUAAGUGUAUAACACGCAAACGAGAUGCACAGUGUAUAUUGCUUUGCGGCACAGUAUCUCGGAAAGGUCCACUCGAACUGUUUGUACUAUGGUGCUUCGCCUCAUCCCCAUUACGAAAGAUAGAUCAUGCAUCGUCAUCUGGUGGAAAACACAUAGGCGCCUGUUCCAUAACUUUGUUAUGUCAUGACAAUGUGUUCUCAUUUCUUUCCUCCAUUUUCACCUAUACAGUCAGUGGUCAAGUCCUUUUCGAAUAUCUGUGAUAUGCCGACCAGAACAAACUCAUCCUCAUGAAUGUAAUCUCUUGUAUUGCCUUUUGACCGUCUUCCUCACACCUAUCGGCCGUUUUCUUGCGAUCCUUUUUAUAUCUUCUUCUCACAUGUAAAUGGAGAUAAUCCUGCGCCCAUCACAGCACUGUAUAAAAUGUGUUUGUCGAUUAGCGCUUGCUAAUUUUUUUUGUAUCUGAUCAUGUCACCCGUGUGCAGAUGCCUAGGAUUUCUAUGUUAAGCGAAUGAUUUCUAGCGCCCAAACAUGGCUUCGAUCAUUUAUUGUAGACUUUCUUUGUUUCACCUGUUCGGCUCAGCCUAAUUUUUCUUGUUUGAAUUCUCAUGCAAAAGUCUUUUCUUCUUUUUGGGACGACUUGAUUUUCAUUCACCAAUCCCGUUUGCCAAUUAUAUUAGCAUUACUUUAGUAGGUCUUCCAUGAGUCAUUAAAAUGGUGAAGGAUCGACCUGCUCCAGGUUUCUGUCAAUCGCUGUUUGGAAAUCACAUUACCGUCGCUUGCUUUUCUGUAUCCUUGUUUAUUUUACUUAUUUGUUGCCGGUGGUGCUGCAACUUGCCACAUCUGCGGUAUUUUAUUGAUGGUUUUGUUACAGUUCGGCAACAGAUGAGCUUAAACCAAUUGAGUCUUUUGCAAAAGAGAUGGAUUUAUCCUCACCGAGGUCUAGACCACUCGAGAAUCAUGAAUCCGUUUACGUC
Messenger RNA from Opisthorchis viverrini, 2811 nucleotides. RefSeq lists its product as hypothetical. Gene Ontology annotation, molecular function: G protein-coupled receptor binding. The transcript is spliced from 14 exons. NCBI's taxonomy places the organism in Eukaryota, Metazoa, Platyhelminthes, Trematoda, Opisthorchiida, Opisthorchiidae. Bases 1 to 1821 code for a protein of 606 amino acids. The record is from RefSeq and is a predicted model, not a curated record. Gene Ontology annotation, biological process: signal transduction; G protein-coupled receptor internalization. Gene Ontology annotation, cellular component: cytoplasm.